This is a messenger RNA of Drosophila kikkawai, 4872 nucleotides long. Lineage: Eukaryota; Metazoa; Arthropoda; Insecta; Diptera; Drosophilidae. The record is from RefSeq and is a predicted model, not a curated record.
AUGGAUUCGGACCAGAAACCUGCCGGUGAGUUCGUUCCACGUUUACUUAAAAACCCUGGGGUCUCCUCGCGGUGGAUCUAUUCCCGCCCGAAGGCCGAAUUAUUAGCAUUCGCGGAAGAAUUUGGGUUCUCUCCCGACGGGGUCGUCGAUGACCUACGACGGAGCUUCGUCACCCUGAUCAAGGAAUCCGAGCAACCACAGGAAGUGUGGACUCGACUCGCCGACCUGGAGCGUCGAUAUACCACUCGGGGCCCGAGCCCUGUGCCUCAGGGAGAAGAGCGGCCGGGACCCAGUGGUCUCUCCGCAGGCAAAAAUGCCAAUUCUGGACGCCCACGUAGCGCCCCCGGUUCCACUACCCCAGUUCCUCUAACUAGCUUCGUUGUUAGCACUCCCAGCUUCACUGUUACCGCCCCAAGCCUCGCCGUCGCCGCCCCUCCAACUUUCACUACCGCUCGAGAAACCUACGCUGAGCCAAGCUACGACCGGCCUCGUCGCGACUUUGUGUGCGUCCCAGAGCGGAUCCGCAAAUGGGGUUUGCAAUUUGAUGGGUACUCCGACCCAUUGGCCUUCAUCGAAAAGGUCGAAAGUCGGGCCUUGUCUUAUGGAAUCAACCUAGGACUCCUCCCUCGAGCCAUGGCGGAACUGCUGACGAGCAGGGCCGACAAGUGGUUUCAAACCAGCCGCCUCCAAGAGGCUGAUUGGGCUACAUUCCGACGGGAAUUCCUCGAGUUUUUCCUCCCGCCCAGAUACCUCCAGCGCUUGGACGACCGAAUCCGGAGUCGCGAGCAGCUAGGAGAAGAAACUUUUAAAGAUUACAUGCUCGACCUUCGCGUUCUCAUGCGCCACGCGGGCUAUAACGAGACUCAGGAGCUCGACCGCCUGUACGAGAAUAUCGCACCCGACUAUCAGAUGUACAUUCGGCGCAGCGAGUUCCAAACAAUUGGGGAGCUGGCUCAACUGGCGACCGAAUUCGAAGCCUGGGGGUCAAACAUUUUCUCCCGGGUGCACCAGAUCAAACGACGUUCCGCGGACGCCAGGCCAGGUACGGCCGCCCGCGCCCGUGCGAGUAAACCGGGUAGCGGCACCAGAUCGCCGCAUCAACGUGCAGGAUGCGUGCCGAAAUUGCGGGGAUUCCGGGCAUUUCAGCCGCGAAUGCCGGAACCCUCGGCUAUACUUUUGCUGGGACUGCGGACGACGCGAUGUUCGCACCGUCGAGUGCUGCCGCCGACCCCAGCCGGGAAACGGAGCGGGUCCCCACGACCGGCGGAGUCCGUUGGGGACCAAUCCCGCAACGAACACCUUGUAAACGCGCCGCUAAGAAUCGAGAGAGGGAGGAUCGCCGCAGAAGUCGAGAUCGGUGGCCAUCGACGUCUGGCCGCCAUCGACACUGGCGCAUCGAAGAGCUUCAUCAGCCAGGAAGUCGCCAACCUAGUUGGCCAACGACACCAGUUUCAGGAGAUCCGCACCCAAAUUAACUUGGCCGACACCUCGCGAGUCGAUGUUCGACAACUCCUGCGCGCCGAUAUCACCCUCGCUCGGAAGACUAUCCAGGUGCCCCUCUUCGUUAUGCCGGCCAUACUGGAACCCCUGAUCCUGGGCAUGGAUUUCCUGGCCACGAUCGGCACCACCAUCCAGUGUGGGACGGCCAAACUCAUCCUGUCGAGACGACAGCCGGAAGAGCGGGACAUGAGGCCACCCAGAGACGCGAGACGCAGCAUACAUACAACGGACUCUCGAACCACCGAACCACCCAGCCCACGGGGCCCAGCCGGAUCCGAGCUGAGCAAGGAAGCACCGCCUACUCGCCAGAAAGACCCCCGCCUGGGCAUCGCCGACCAUUUCACAGAGACACACAGGAGCCCCGACGCGGGCAUACAAGGAAGACACACACACAGAACACGAACGCCGGAGCGGGCAUACAAGGAAGACACGCAGAGACACACGGAAGCCCCGACGCGGGCACACAAGGAAGACACACAGGAGCCCCGACGCGGGCACACAAGCACAGGAACCUCUGAGAGUAAUCUCAUGAACCUACAUGAGAUGGUAAAUACCGAGGACAAGCACACAGAGACACACAUCGACACACACCCCGAGACACCCGAGGAGAAUCUUGAGGGCGCCCCCGAGGCCAUCAACGAGGAACAAGACCCUCGUAUCCAGGAGUUUUUAUACGAGCAGCUGGCCCAGUUCGAGGGAAUGACCGGAGUGGCCAAUAUCGCCGAGCAUAGGAUUACCAUGCGAGACGAUCGGCCCAUCAAGCAGCGGUAUUUCCCAAAGAACCCGGCUAUGCAGAAGAUCAUCGACGAGCAGGUGGACGCCCUCCUUGAUCAGCAUUGCAUCGAGCCAUCGCGCAGUCCGCACAGCGCUCCCUUGGUCCUGGUCAGGAAAAAGACUGGACAAUGGCGCAUGUGCGUAGAUUAUCGUCAGCUAAAUGCCAAGUCGAUCCCCGACGCGUAUCCACUGCCGCGUAUCAACCAUAUCCUUGAGCGGCUCCGAAAUGCAAAAUAUAUUUCCACCCUGGAUUUGCGCAAUGGCUAUUGGCAGAUUCCAAUGGAAGCAGGCAGUCGGGCGUGUACCGCCUUUACGGUCCCUGGCCGCGGCCUUUUCCAGUGGCGGGUCAUGCCUUUUGGGCUCCAUUCGGCUCCAGCCACCUUCCAGCGAGCGCUCGACAGCGUGAUCGGGCCAGACAUGGACCCAUAUGCCUUCGCUUAUCUAGACGACAUAAUCGUCAUCGGUGCCAGUCUCGAAGAGCACAUGGAAAAUUUGCGGAGAGUCUUCAAGCGGCUCAGGAAGGCGAACUUACGGAUAAAUCAAGACAAAUGUUCCUUCUUCAAACGGAAGUUGGUUUAUCUCGGCCACGUCAUUAGCGACCAGGGCAUUCACACGGACCCUGAAAAGGUAGCCGCCGUGCGGAACCUCAGCCCACCCACGAGUCUUCGAGAGUUACGCAGAUGCCUAGGCAUGGCCUCAUGGUACAGGAGGUUCGUACCGAACUUCGCGUCUGUUGUUCAGCCCAUGACGAACUUGCUGCGCAAAAACCAGCGGUGGAAGUGGGAGCAAGAACAACAGAAAGCCUUCGAGCUCCUCAAAAGUCUGCUAACGGAUGCUCCGGUACUGGCAUGUCCAGACUUUUCCGUCAAGAUGACGCUCCAGACCGACGCGAGUAACUAUGGACUCGGAGGUGUGCUGACACAAGAAAUAGAGGGGCAAGAACGGGUCAUCGCAUACGUGAGUCGGAAGCUAGACGCUGCCGAACUCAAUUAUUCUCCUACGGAAAAGGAAUGCCUAGCCAUCGUCUGGGGAAUUCGUAAGCUCCGAUGCUAUCUCGAGGGCUAUCGCUUCGACGUGAUCACAGACCACUUGGCCCUGAAAUGGUUAGAUCAAAUUGAGAACCCGACUGGAAGGAUCGCCAGGUGGGCCUUAGAACUUCAACAGUACCAAUACGAUGUCCACUAUCGCCGCGGGAAAUAUAACGUGGUCGCCGAUGCCCUAUCCCGGCAACCACUGGAGCACCUCCAACGACUAAUGCCAGACGAACGCUUGUGCAAAUGGCUGAAACGAAAACUCACGGAAGUUCAGGACGACCCCCAGCGAUUUCCCGAUUAUGUCAUCGAAAACGGAGAGCUGUAUCGACACCUCGGACACCGCCCAGACGACCAAGAUUAUAUUCCUUGGAAGCUCUGCGUUGCGGCUGAGCAACGAGCACGGAUCCUCCAAGAAUGCCACGAGGCGCCCACGGCUGGCCACUUUGGCACCCGGAAGACGAUUCUGCGGAUCUCACAAAAAUAUUACUGGCCCGGAAUGUUCCGCGACGUGAAACAAUACGUCCGUCAAUGCGUCCUCUGCCAGAAAUAUAAAGCAGAGCAAAAGGCACAAGCAGGAAGGAUGUUGACGAGGCAGGUCGAUGAACCCUUUGGCAUCGUAUGUGCAGAUUUCGUGGGACCAUUACCGCGCUCCAAGGCAGGUAACACAAUGCUGCUGGUCUUCUUCGAUAGUUUCACCAAGUGGGUGGAACUGGUCCCAUUGCGAAAAGCCACCACCACCACGUUGAUACAGGCGUUCCGCGAAAGAAUCAUCGGGAGGUUCGGAGCCCCAAAGAAACUGGUGUGCGACAAUGGCACCCAAUUCACCAGCAAGGCCUUCCGAGGAUUCCUUAAGGAGAUGGGCGUAGAACUUCAAUACACGGCCCCCUAUUGCCCACGCGAGAACCCCACGGAGCGAGCGAACCGCACAGUCAAGACCAUGAUCUCUCAGUACGUCGGCAGCGAUCAGAGUACGUGGGAUCAGCUAAUACCUGAGCUGAGCCUCGCCAUCAAUACCAGCAUUUCGGAGACCACAGGGUACAGCCCGGCUUUCCUACUACAGGCACGAGAGCCGCGGUUACCAGGCUCAUGGUACGAUCAAGUGACACCGGGAGCAGGCGUCGCUCCGGAGACCCCUGCCGACCGAGCUGGACGACUGAAGGAAAUUUUCCAGAUCGUCCAGACAAACAUCCAGAAGGCCAGCCGCGACCAAGGACGACAGUAUGACCUCAGGCGUCGGGCAUGGAGGCCCACCAUCGGCUCACUGGUCCUCGUGCGCCAGCAUCACCUAUCCAAGGCCGUGGAUGGGUUCGCUGCCAAACUCGCGCCCAAGUUCGACGGGCCAUAUAAAGUGGUCGCCCUUCCGUCCCCAAACAUAGCCCGAAUCCGCUUGCCUGGGAAAAGAAAGGGCCGCCUUGCCAAUAUCGCCGACUUAAAAGAAUUCCAUUCUUCUCUUCCCGCAGGUGAUGCAGACAGUGACGACGACGCCAUGUCGGAGGACAACACCGGCGUUCAACCCGGGUCCGACAAGCCACGGCCACCUGACCACGAUACCAGCGAGGGGUGA